Molecule: messenger RNA, 563 nt
Organism: Meloidogyne enterolobii
Lineage: Eukaryota; Metazoa; Nematoda; Chromadorea; Rhabditida; Meloidogynidae
Source: the annotation of a GenBank genome assembly
GACGACCGACUGUGUGAAAAAAAUUAAAAAAUUUUUUAAAGAUGAUUUCGUAUAUGAUUGAUGGUUCUGGUUUUUUAAUUGUAAAUAGACAAAUAAUUUCUGAAGAUAUUGACAAUUUUGAAUAUACACCUAAACCUGAAUUUGUUGGGGAAUUUGUUGUUUUUAAUGAAGAAAAUGAACAAAAAUUGUUGUUACGAUUUUUUGAUCAUUUACUAAAAAUUAAACCUUCAAUUAUGGUUACUUAUAAUGGGGAUUUUUUUGAUUGGUUUGUUUUUUUUAAUUUUUGAUUAAGUAGGGUUGAGCACCGAGACUUUUAAUUAGACCGCGACAAUUUUCCGUUGACUCUGAUUUUAAAUGUGGUUAAGACUGUAAAAAACCCCUGACUAUUUUGACGAAUCCGACCCCAAUAUCUACUCUGAUAAACUCCGACCCCGAAGGAUUUGAUUCCAAAUCUAUGAUGAAUUAUGAAAGGAAAAUUACAGGAAUUUUUAAGUUGAACAUUUUAUCUAUUUUUAAAAAUGUCCAGAAUUCACUUUGCCCUUUGUUGAUGCUCGUGCAAACUU